This is a messenger RNA of Arabis nemorensis, 789 nucleotides long. The record is from the annotation of a GenBank genome assembly. NCBI's taxonomy places the organism in Eukaryota, Viridiplantae, Streptophyta, Magnoliopsida, Brassicales, Brassicaceae.
AUGGAUCUAUGUGGAGCUCCGACGCUGCGUCUCUCAUCGCCUAAUUUCAAAACCUUAUAUUUGGUAAGGCAUGCACAAGGAAUUCACAAUGUGGAAUUAGAAGAGAAAGGAGAAAGUCCUUUAUCACCCAAACUUUUUGAUGCCCGACUCUCUCCAAAGGGUCUCCAACAGGCUUCUGAACGGCGCAAGCAAAUCAUUGAAGCAGGAUUACUGAACACUAUCGAGUUAGUGAUUACUUCUCCGCUACGCAGGGCAAUGCAAACUUCAACUGGAAUAUUUAGGGGACAAGUAGAUGUGAAUCAAUCCGACGACUUUCCAAAAGUUAACAACUCCCCUCCAAUUGUAGCACUUGAGAUUUGUAGAGAACGCAUGGGACGAUAUCCGUGUGAUCGUAGAGAAAGUAUAAGUGCUCACCGAACUUGUUUCACAGAGAUCGACUUUACAAUGAUAGAGAAUGAUGAAGAUGCUCUAUGGCAAGCCGAUGAAAGAGAAAAUCUAGAAGAUGUUGCUUCUAGAGGUCUUCACUUUCUUAAAUGGUUAUGGGAGAGGCCAGAGAAAGAAAUUGCAAUCGUAAGCCACGGGAUAUUCUUGCAACAAACACUUUGUGCACUGCAUGAAAAAGUUGGCAUACCUCUUGAAGAUAGUUUACUUACAAGGUUUGCCAAUUGUGAACUCCGGACGAUUCGAAUAGAGAAGAGUGACAUGGAAGAAUAUACAUUAACAACUUGUAUUUGUAAUUGUAGAAAAUACGUUACUCCACCUUCGACUUCUCUUCACACAUUUGAAUAG